UCUAUUUUUAUUCUGUCUGUUAAGCUACAGUAUGUGAGAAAGACUGUACGGGAAAGGAAGAAGACGUUGUAGACGCCAGGGAUCGAUUAAAAGACAGGGUGCGUAUCUUUCAGCCAUGAAAAAAUGAUGGUUCUUAUUGCAGGUGUUGUCAGGUGGCACAGACUUUGAAGACCGACACCGUCCACAAAACCCAGACUAUUCCACUUCAUUUGGAAACAUUUCUGUUACGGUGACCGUUUAUUUGAUCUGAUACAGGAUGUCUGGACAGAGCAUUACAGACAGAAUAACCGCCGCACAGCACAGUGUCACCGGGUCGGCGAUUUCCAAAACUGUGUGCAAGGCGACCACGCAUGAAAUAAUGGGACCAAAAAAGAAACAUUUGGAUUACUUGAUUCAGUGUACAAAUGAGAUGAAUGUGAACAUCCCUCAGCUGGCUGACACCCUGUUUGAGAGGACCACCAACACCAGCUGGGUGGUCGUCUUCAAAUCCCUCACCGCCACACACCAUCUGAUGGUCUACGGCAAUGAGAGAUUUAUACAGUAUCUGGCUUCAAGGAACACACUAUUCAACCUCAGCAAUUUUUUGGACAAAAGUGGCCUACAAGGUUAUGAUAUGUCAACGUUCAUAAGGAGGUAUAGCCGCUACCUGAAUGAGAAGGCUGUCUCCUACAGACAAGUUGCUUUUGACUUCACUAAAGUAAAAAGAGGGUCUGAUGGAUUGAUGAGAACCAUGAACACAGAGAAACUCCUCAAGACCAUCCCUAUCAUCCAAAGUCAGAUGGAUGUGUUACUUGAUUUCAAUGUCAAUGCCAAUGAACUGACAAAUGGUGUGAUCAAUGCGGCCUUUAUGCUUCUGUUCAAAGAUGCGAUCCGACUGUUUGCAGCCUACAAUGAGGGCAUCAUCAACCUCCUGGAGAAAUACUUUGACAUGAAGAAAGUCCAGUGCAAAGAUGGACUUGACAUCUACAAGAAAUUCCUCACACGAAUGACGAGAAUCUCAGAGUUCCUCAAAGUUGCAGAGCAAGUUGGGAUUGAUCGAGGGGACAUUCCCGACCUGUCCCAGGCCCCCAGCAGCCUGCUGGAUGCUCUGGAACAGCACUUGGCCUCUUUAGAGGGGAAGAAAGUCAAAGACUCAACAGCAGCCAGCAGGGCUAGCACCCUCUCCAAUGCUGUGUCCUCUCUGGCCAACACUGGCAUAUCUUUCACCAAAGUGGACGAGAGGGAAAAACAGGCAGCCCUGGAGGAAGAGCAGGCUCGCCUAAAAGCACUAAAAGAGCAGCGACUGAAAGAGCUCCAGAAGAAUCCAACCACAGACUCCUCCCCUGUCUCCACAGUGGGCGGGACAAUCAGUUCAGCUCCUGCCAUCGACCUCUUCUCCACCCCCAGCUCCACCAACAGCACAUCCAAGGCAGCCAAUGACCUUCUGGACCUGCAGCCAGCUUUCCAGCAGCCGCUGCCUCUCUCCACCACCAGCACAUGGGGAGAUCCUUUCACCUAUGCUGCAGAAGCUGUGGAGGAAUCAAUUCCAAAAUCAAAUCCUUUCCUCACACUACCUGUUGUUGAUGCUCUCCACCCAUCUACAGCGUCCCCUGACGCUGGCAGUCUGUCCUCUAGGACACCUAGCCAUGAAGUGUUCGAUCAUUACACUCCCUUUUUUGACUCAGGCUCUGGCCUUGCAGCUGAUCUUGAUACUGCUGCACAGAUAAAGUCAUUUAUCACAGACUCCUUCAGUGGGCCAAACCCUUACACCACCCUCUUCCAAUCUGAGCCCCCUGCUGUAGCUGGUCUAUUCAGAGGGUUUACAGCCUCCCCAACACCACAUCAGCCACAGAACUCUCGAGGCCUUAAUGUCGACUUUGACUCAGUAUUUGGCAACAACGCCAAUGCCAAUAACCUGGAUUCUACAGAUGUUUUAGGUGGCAUCCUCAAACCCACAGUCACAUCCUCACCCAAUCAGGGUAUGACCCAGAACGGCCAACAGCCCAACAAACUUGUCUCCAAUGACCUGGACUCCUCACUGGCCAAUCUUGUCGGCAAUCUGGGAAUUGGCAACGGCACAGCAAAGAAUGAUCUUCACUGGAGUCAGCCUGGUGAGAAGAAGCUGACGGGUGGAACCAACUGGCAACCCAAGACUGCUCCUUCUACCACCUGGAACCCUGCAACCAUGGCUCCAUCUGUCAUGGCCUUCCCUGCAACCACACCGACAGGCAUGAUGGCAUAUGCAAUGCCUCCCCACAUGGGCUCCAUGAUGAUGACACAGCCCACUAUGAUGUACACCCAGCCUGUGAUGAGGCCAGCCAACCCCUUCGGUCCAAAUCCAGGCCCGCAGUCACCCACAACUUCUAGUCCCUCCAGUCUCAGCCCCCUCAGAGUGCCAGGGAAGGACCCCCUUGCACAACUCUUUCUGCAGAAUUUCUUAUAGAGCAUCCUUAGAUGCAGUUUAUGUAACCUGAAGGGAGUAGUCUUUCCCACCUGAAGAUGAUUCACAACAAAGUCAACUUUCCAAGCAAACCUGCAGUUUGCUUCUAAUGAACUCACCUCUCUGAGAACGAGGCCCAGAUAAGACGUUGAAUAAAAUCACGGUGACUUGGAGCAGCUCUGGCCAUCAGAGAGGCAUCACAGUGGAAAUUGUGCCCAUCUAGUCAUGUCUAAGUCUCAGCAGGAGAAGAAGAGUGCGUGCUGCCAUUCAAAUCAUGUGGACAGGGAUCUGCCCCUACUGUAUCCUGAACUAAGAGAAACACGACACCCAAAGGGAGACAUCACUGUUUCUGUACAUGGAAAAAAAAAGUUGGAUUGUUUUCACACAUGCACACUGUUUUGAGUUGUCUUUUUCUGUUUUCAUUCCCCUUUGUCCAGGUGAGGCUGGGAGAGUCACCACUCUUGAUUAUCAGUCACAAUUAUCUUCUUAAAGCAUCCUCAAAUUAGGAAAACAAUCGCAAAUUCCUGUUUAUACCACACAUUUUUGUCUUUCUUUUAUGUAUUGUUUGCAGUAGACAUUCCUUGUGAAUUGUUUGUAUUUAUUUAUGAUCACCUAUAUAGAGGAUGACAUUAAACAAAAUGUACAGGACUUCCUCCACAUGGAGGAAGUCACUGACCUCCUCCAUGUGGAUGAAGGUCUUAAGGCUUAUACAUAGGUAUGAUUGAUGUAGAAUUGGAUUUUGAGUGAUUGAGAUGAUUAGAAAAAGAAUAAGAAGUUAAUAUAAACUUUAAAGAGAUGACACGUUUUGCUGCUGGGGCACGAAAUAUUCUCUGUACUCGCAUGAUGCCUUGUACAGUUAUCUGUGGCUCAAGGGGGUCACACUGAGGAUGUAUAUCAAAGGAAUAAUUCAUUAAUAUCAUCUGCAAAUGUGUGGGGUCGAUUUCUAUGAAUUUGGUGAGGAAAUAUUUUCACAUCAGCAAGAGCACUACAUUUUUUGAUCGAGGCAGCAUCGCAUUGGAAAGGAAUCACCGUUUAUGCUUUUGAUGCUUUUGGCAUGCCAUUUACUCUUACAUUUAACAAAGCUCCUGGCUGCCCUUUUUCAACCUGAAUGUGCAGGGUCCCUUUCAUGCUUAGAUCAUGUUUCCAUUGGUAAGCACUGGGAUGUUUAGGACAGUGUACGGGCAUGAGGAGGCAUCGUGUGGGGGUUUGAGUCAGGGGUGGGGGUGGGACCAGUGAGGUCCAGUUGUGCAGGAGAAUAGAGCACUGUUGAUCGGUGCUUUGUGUAUAUAAAACUGAUCCUGCCAAUCACAGGAAUGGGCGGGUCUGGUAUGAAAGAUGGCUUGAACAUGAAAGUGGCCCUUAAUCCAUUAACUGAGCAUAUUUGUUGCAUUGUCCCUGCAGAUUAUUUUUCUGUUUGAUUUUUUUCCAAUAAAGUGCAAGCUUCCACA
Lates calcarifer (barramundi perch) is the source of this 3867-nucleotide messenger RNA. It is a transcript of the gene picalma, whose product is annotated as phosphatidylinositol binding clathrin assembly protein a. The transcript has 24 exons. Gene Ontology annotation, molecular function: phosphatidylinositol-4,5-bisphosphate binding; SNARE binding; 1-phosphatidylinositol binding. Gene Ontology annotation, biological process: clathrin coat assembly; clathrin-dependent endocytosis; synaptic vesicle budding from presynaptic endocytic zone membrane. Gene Ontology annotation, cellular component: clathrin-coated vesicle; extrinsic component of presynaptic endocytic zone membrane; synaptic vesicle. The record is from RefSeq and is a predicted model, not a curated record. The coding region runs from base 257 to 2422 and encodes 721 amino acids. Lineage: Eukaryota; Metazoa; Chordata; Actinopteri; Centropomidae.